Messenger RNA from Staurois parvus, 360 nucleotides. The record is from the annotation of a GenBank genome assembly. Lineage: Eukaryota; Metazoa; Chordata; Amphibia; Anura; Ranidae.
UGUGCUGUGUCCCUCGGACACAGCGAAUCACCGAUCACGGAAAGAGCCGAAGAUGUCGGCUCGGUCAUGUGAUCAACUGUGUCCAAUCACAGCUGAUCACACGGCACUGAUGAUCAGUGUGCCCUGAUGAUCAGUGUAGCCCCAGCAGUGCCAGCUGUCAGUGUCCAUCAGUGCCUUGUGUCAGUGCUCAUCAGUGCCUCGUGCCAGUGCCCAUCAGUGCCACAUAUCAGUCCCUACCAGUGCACAUCAAUGCCACAUAUCAGUGCCCAUCUGAGCUGCCUUUCAGUGUCACCCAUCAGUGUCAGUCAGUGCCGCCUAUCAGUGCCGCUAUCAGUGCCAGUCAGUGCCACCUAUCAGUGC